GCGGGCAUUGCUCAGGAUGGUGCAGUUUUCAAGCCCUGAGCUUUUGCAACAAGUUUUAAAAAGUCAGAGUGUAUCAUCCCACCUAGCCACUAUGUUGUCAUCGCACGACUUAAAGAUUAUUGUUGGAGCUAUUCAGAUGGCUGAGAUCCUUAUGCAGAAGUUACCUGAAAUUUUUGCAAUUUACUUUAGAAGAGAAGGUGUAAUGCACCAGAUUAAGCGACUCUGUGACCCAGAUGCGACUUUAGGUCCUCCUCCUGCAAAAUGGAGCAGUCCUGAACUCUCCCUAGGGCCUGGCCGUGGAGGGACACCCAGCUCAGCCAGUCCACUUCUGACUGGACGACCAUUCAACGGUAAUUGUUUAGACUCGACCCCAUCUCUUCCAACCCCACCAAGUCAGGAUGAAGAUAAAUUGCAGAGCCCAUCCCAGCUGCGUCUAGCUGAUGUGCUCAAGCGGAAACGAGCAACUCGUAUUCGAACUGGAAACUGGAGAAAGAGCAGGCAAGAGGAAUCACCUGCAUCAUCAUCAUUUAGUGAAUUCUUCAUGAAAAAUGCUGGCUUAGGUGGAGGACGAGAGAGCUGGAGAGGCAUGGGGAGUCGGACCAAACUAGUGGCAGGCACCAACAGUGGCAGUAGUAGUAGUGGAGGUGGUGGGGGAAGCAGUAAAUCCUCUUUCCUUGCCAAUUUCAAUCCAUCACGUUGGGGGAGGUGCAGUUCUGCCACAUCAACACCAACCCAUGAAUCUCCUUCAGGAAAGGACAAACUAGUUGGUAAUAGUGUGAGCAACAGUAGCAGUAGCAGUAACAAGGAAGUGGUUCGUGUCUGGGUGAGGGAACAAGCACAGCGUCUCAACCAAGAGUACUUCUCCACAGAGCUUCAGGGAGCCACACACCCUGCACUUAGUGUCCUAAAUAGACUUAUAGCAGCCAUACAACAAUUGGAACAAGAUCCAAACUGUGCUGUUAUAGCACUGAGGGAAAUCAGCAGAAUUGUGACUGAUAGUGAUAUCAGUCCCUUUGAGGUGAUACAUUCUGGGCUGGUGUGCUGCCUCUUGUCCUACCUCACAGCAUCUGAAAAUUCUACUAUGUCCCUAACGCAAGAUGGAAGUUUAAUGGCAGCCAUUGGAGGCACAGGCAACAGCACAGAGAAUGGGAGCCUUACGUCUGUCAGUAUAAGCACACCGCGGGACACCCGACUCAGGAAUUUCCUUCACGUCUUCCUUGGUUGCCCAUUGGACCCAUUAAGCCUGGGCAAUGUGGACACCAGUCAUAUUGCAUUGUUCAGUGCCCUUGUGACAAAGCUCAAUGGGUGUGUCAACCAGUUGGAACAGUUUCCUGUGAAGGUCCAUGAUCUCCCAGGAACUGCUCUUUCAGGGGUUGGGAGAGGAGGCUCAACCUCUGCCAUCAAAUUUUUCAACACGCACCAACUGAAGUGUAACCUUCAACGCCAUCCAGACUGCACGAGACUGAAGCAGUGGCGAGGUGGGCCAGUAAAGGUUGACCCUCUGGCUCUUGUACAGGCUAUUGAACGUUAUUUAGUUAUCAGAGGUUAUGGUCGACUCAGGGAUGAAGACGAUGACAACUCCGAUGAUGACAAUUCUGAUGAGGACAUAGAUGAUACACUGGCUGCAGUAUCUGUCAACCAGAGCUCUUCAAGUCAUAAACUCCAGUUUGUCAUUGGUGAUCACGUCUUGCCGUACAAUAUGACCGUUUACCAAGCUAUUAGACAGUUCUCCUCACCAUCUGAUGCUAGUGCCUCAGAAGCAGACACUGAUACAGAAACCCCCAUCUCACAUUCAGCCAUUUGGCUUCAAACCCAUACAAUUUAUUAUAGACCUGUACAAGAGGAGGAGCAAAGUCGAAGUUCAGGAGGAAGGAAGGGCAAGGCUGGAGGGUCAAAACCCAGCCCAAAGAAAAAAGCAGAUGCCCAUGUUGGAGAUGGUAGUAUUGUGGGAGGAAACAAUAGUGUUCUGGACCAGUACCUGACUGCUAGCCUACCAGCCAGUGUGACUGUAAGUGACCCGAGCUUAGAAGUGCUGGCAUUGUUGCGAGUUCUCCACGCUCUCAACCGCCAUUAUGGUGCCCUCUACCCCCCAGCCACUUACCCGUCCCCACUACCAACUGCUGAGUUCACAAACCUGAAACUGACAGCCAAAGCAAAUCGGCAGUUGCAGGAUCCUCUGGUGAUAAUGACUGGCAAUGUACCACCGUGGUUGCCUCAGAUUGCUUAUGCAUGUCCUUUCCUGUUUCCCUUUGAGACUCGACAAUUACUGUUUUAUGCAGUGUCCUUUGAUCGGGACCGAGCUUUACAACGACUUAUGGACUCUUCUCCUGAGCUCAACUCUGUGGAUAGUAGUGAAAGAGUAACCCCAAGACUUGAAAGACGUAAGAGAACUGUCUCUCGUGAUGAUAUUCUCAAGCAGGCAGAGGCUGUGAUUAGUGAACUGGCUUCUUCAAGGGCCAUGCUAGAAAUUCAGUAUGAAAAUGAAGUUGGUACAGGCCUAGGACCUACUUUAGAAUUUUACGCUCUUGUAUCCAAAGAACUCCAGAAAGCUGAUCUAGAGCUUUGGCGGGGUGAAACAGUGACAGUGGAAGAAAGAACUGAAGAAAAUAGAGGAAAGGCAGUGAAAUACGUGAAUGCCAGUCAAGGCUUGUAUCCAAUGCCUGUACCGAGAAACAUGAAAUCUGCCCAAAUGACUAAGUUAAGAGCAAAGUUCAGAUUUCUUGGAAAGUUCAUGGCUAAAGCUGUUAUGGAUUCCAGAAUGCUGGAUCUUGGUCUUCAUGAAUGUGUGUACAAGUGGCUCCUUGCUGAAGAAUGGUCUCUGGGUCUUGGUGAUGUUGUUUCCUUAGAUCCAACGUUGGGCCAGACCCUCACACGCCUUCAUGCUACAGUUUUACAAAAGAAACGUAUAGAAGCUCAGGCUGAACAGGAAGGAAUCUCAGGGGCUGAGUUACAAGCUCGUCUCGAAACCCUGACUGUAGAUGGAUGUAGUGUGGAAGACCUUGCGCUGACCUUCACAUUACCUGGCUAUCCUAACAUUGAGUUCCGAAAGGGUGGCUCAGACAUUGCUGUCACUGUACAUAACCUUGAUCAGUACCUACAGCUUGUUAUUGAGUGGUUGGUCCGAGAAGGAGUCAGAAGGCAGAUGGAGGCUCUACGUGAAGGGUUUGAGUGUGUCUUUCCCCUGACUCAGCUCCGAGUCUUCUAUCCUGAAGAGCUUGAGCAACUGUUCUGUGGCUCCUCGGAUGCCUCGAAGUGGGACAUGAAGCAACUUGCUGAAUGUUGCCGUCCAGAUCAUGGAUAUACGCACAACUCUAGGGCGGUUAAGUUCUUGCUGCAGAUUAUUGCAGACUACACACCAGCUCAGCAGAGAUCCUUCUUACAGUUUGUUACAGGUUCACCAAGGCUGCCUGUUGGAGGUUUCAGAAGUCUAUCUCCAGCACUUACCAUUGUAAGGAAAACUUUUGAAGCAGGAGAAAACCCUGACGAUUUCUUACCUUCGGUGAUGACCUGCGUUAACUACCUGAAACUACCAGACUACUCCAGUAUUGAUAUUAUGAGUGCCAAAUUGGAGAUAGCGGCCAGAGAGGGCCAGCACAGCUUCCACCUCUCAUAGGAAGUUUUUGGACCGGCAGAUGAUGCUCAACCCACCAAUUUUUGGGCUUCACAUUGUGAUAUUCUAUGAUUUUUAUUUUAUUUUUUAUUUUUUUGUGAAUUAUUACCUUGUUUAUUUGUUUUUUGUUUUGUAUUUGUUUUUUUUUUAUGUAUUUGGUGCAUUGUGUCCAACAUCAAUUCAUCCUUAAGGUAGAGAGUGACAAGAAGAGUCAAAGCUGGUGUGAAUAUGCUUUUAAGCUCUUGGAACGAAUGCCGAAAGGCAAGCAUUUACAGUACUGAAAAAAGAAGCAUGGGAGUGACAACUAAUUCUCAUUUGUGAUUUAUAUAGCAUUCCUGGGGAUGUAUUCUUUAUUGUGCCUGGUGACAGUUUCUCAAGGUAUCUCCAUCUCAUGGCCCAAGCCUCAACUCUACAGUUAUAAUUUAUUAUGUGAAUAUGUAGACCAAUAGUUAAACUAAAUCAAUGCUGGGUGUUCAGUGAUAAAAUCUCAGCUUGUCCUAGAUAUAUGUAUGUGAAAAUUGAAGAGUUAAUUGUUUGAUCACAACUACCAUUUAUUAUUCUGGACACUUUAAAAAGACAUUAGAGAAGGAGUUUACUGUAUUUGUGGAAAGUGAACUGUGAUAUCCCCAUUUUUCAAUUUUCCACAAGCAGCUUGGCUUCAGACAGCUGGUUUUGGUUUCAGCUACGUAGUGAUUGUGAUGUUGGGCACGCUGGAGAACUAGGAUCCAAGCACUUUUUUUAUGGAAGAUUUCAGGCCGUGGAUUUUCAUCCGUUUGUGUGUAUUCAGAUGAAGACAUAAUCUCACAGAGCAUUAAGAUGAUAAAUGAUCUCGUCAUUGUUUCCAUUUGAAGAAUGUCGUGUUUGUUUUCUUGUUUUUAUGGCCCACGUUUUAUUGGUAUGUUGUUAAGGUGUGGGUCGUUGGUAGGAUAUAAUUUAAUUUUUUGUACAUAUGAUUUACUCAUUUUAAAUGAGACCAAAAGGCAAUUUAGUUUGGUUAGUGGACAAUGACAAAGUAACCAUCUGAGGAUUAUUUGUGGGGGAUCUCUCUCAGUAACAUUGCUUAUAAAUGUCAAUCCUAGUCAUUUGAAAGAUAGCAUCACAGUGGACCCAAAUGUAUUGCAGUAAAAGCUUUUGUGAAACAGAUUCAGCAAGGCCAAGAUGCAAUUUUUUCUGUAAUUGUAGAUUUAAUACUUGAGAAAAAUUAUUUUCAAUCCUUUACAAAAUGUAUUCAUUUUUCUGGGAUAUUAUUUGAUUACCAUGCUCCUCUGAGAAUUUUGUAUAAAGCUUUGAUUUAUUUUCUCCUGUCAGAACUGCAGGUCAGUUAAAAAUGGAAGAGUGGGCAUUAACUGAUUUACAGGCAAGAAUUAGUGGUGGGAGUGUACCAUGAGCUACAGUGAAAUACUGCAUAUAAUAUGCUGUCACUGCAUUCAGUAACUUGAUUAAGGAGGAGGACUUGCCCAAACUUUGGUAGGUUAUUAGUAAUGUUCCCGAUUUAUAUUUUGGUGAUACCAGAUAUGAUUAUGGGUUAUGAUUUCUCAGAUAAGCAUUGACAGCAGAUGUGAAUGAAUUUUUGAGAGCUCUUGAUGCCUUAUGGAUGAAAGGAGCAUGGUUACAAAAGAAAAAAAGAAAAAAAAAAAAAAAAGAUAUGCAUAGCAACCACAAACCUUUUGUCAGCAGUGUUGCAAUGGUGUCAGACACACCUAUUUUAUUUGUUAUCACUUAAACCAUCUGCAGUAUUGAGUCCAUCUUGAUUUGCUGUUACUUUUGGGUAUUCUUUUGUUACGUGAGACCUGCUGGAUUGGCCGUAAAAACAAUUGCUCUCAAAGUUUUUUUUUUUUUUUUUUUUUUUUUUUUUUUUUUUUUUUUUUAUUGUUAAAUGAAUACUUUUAUUUAUUUGUAGUAUCUUUUUUUUCUCUCUCUUUUUUUGGCAGUCUGCAUCACAGGUGUUGAACCAUGAGCUUUUUUCUUCUUUGUCUUCUUCUUAUUCCUUCUUUAUGUGUGGAGGAAAGACAGGGUGAUUUGUAUGCCUGAAUUGAGCAUAACUUGGUUCAGUAAUUAUGAGUUCUGAUGACUUCCUCGGCACAGACUUUUGGGUCAUUGGUUUUUGCGUGAACAUUGGUAUUACAUUGAUGCCCAUGCUUUUGCACCUGUCAUUCUGAACUGGCCAUACAUUGAUGCUCCCGGCAUGUCCAUUAUAUAUAUCUUUUGAGUACAUGUCAUGUUUAUCAGUGCCUACCUUAAAUUGAUGUAUAUUGUAAGUAUAUAAAGAAAUCACAUAACUGUAAUACACAGUACAUAAUAGUUUUUACAGAAAACAAAUGUGAUAAUGUAAUCAGUACCCAAGAACAUGUCGCUAUGAAUGUGUAAGCGAAGUUUUUGUAUUUGCCUUGUGAACCUCAGUUUAUUAUGGUAGUAACUUUUGUGAUAGUAAUUUUUUUAGUCACUUUCUUUUUGUGUGUCAUUGAGUAUUAAAUUCAGCACAUGU
Molecule: messenger RNA, 6095 nt
Organism: Penaeus vannamei (Pacific white shrimp)
Lineage: Eukaryota; Metazoa; Arthropoda; Malacostraca; Decapoda; Penaeidae
Source: RefSeq, a predicted model, not a curated record